UCUUGUUCAUCGCAAAUCAAGGCUGUCUUGCCCUUUUAAGAUUGUUUGUUCCGCCAUCAACUUUCUCAAACCCAAAAGGAAUGGAGCACCAUGGCUAUAGAAACAUAAAUGGUAUGAUUCCUGGUGGUAUUCUACAUCAGGGUCAUGGUGGAAAUCAACCUAGGAUGAUCAUGACUGCCCAAGAUGCUCAUGUGAUAGAUCACCACUUUAUUUUGAAUCAACAUAACAUCAAUCCGGUUUUCGACAUUGAUGCUACCAGACGACGAUAUAAUACCUCCUCCUCCUCGGCUUAUGCUUAUAAUGUCCAGGAUGGCCAUUUUGUUUUUGAUGAAAACAGCCAUCAGGUGAACCACCAAGUUCAACCUAGGGUGAGUACUAGAAACGUCUCGUCGGCUUAUGCUUAUUAUGUACAAGAUGGGCUCUUCAUUCUUGAUGAAAACAUCAGUCAAGUGAACCAACAAGUUCCGACAAGAAGAGACAUUGGAGUUUAUGCCAAUCUUGAGAAAAUCACAAUUCAACAAGUACCAACGGAUUCUGAAGCUUUGACAUGUUCCAUAUGUCUCGUGGACUUUUCAGUUGGGUUGGAAGCCAUUCGAUUGCCGUGUUUGCAUCUAUAUCACAAAGAUUGUAUUUUUGAGUGGUUAGAUAGAUCUAGCACGUGUCCAAUGUGCCGUAGGCCUGUUUUGUCACUUUAGUGAUAUUUUUCAUUUAUCCUUGUUGACUACUAUUAGUUAACUCUCUUAACUCUUAGUUCAUGUAA
This is a messenger RNA of Trifolium pratense (red clover), 760 nucleotides long. Its product is annotated as E3 ubiquitin-protein ligase RZF1-like. Lineage: Eukaryota; Viridiplantae; Streptophyta; Magnoliopsida; Fabales; Fabaceae. The transcript has 2 exons. The record is from RefSeq and is a predicted model, not a curated record. Bases 81 to 695 code for a protein of 204 amino acids.